This is a messenger RNA of Alternaria atra, 6468 nucleotides long. RefSeq lists its product as uncharacterized. The transcript has 2 exons. Gene Ontology annotation, biological process: protein ubiquitination; ubiquitin-dependent protein catabolic process via the N-end rule pathway. Gene Ontology annotation, molecular function: zinc ion binding; ubiquitin protein ligase activity. The record is from RefSeq and is a predicted model, not a curated record. Gene Ontology annotation, cellular component: cytoplasm; ubiquitin ligase complex. Bases 1 to 6468 code for a protein of 2155 amino acids. Lineage: Eukaryota; Fungi; Ascomycota; Dothideomycetes; Pleosporales; Pleosporaceae.
AUGUACAUGUCCUUGCACGAGCAGGAAUUAUGCCGACAGCUGCGCCAACUACCACGACGACACAACUAUCGAUUCGAGCUCGCUGCUGACCGGGAGCUGCGCGAAAUUCUCUUUCGCUCCCUUGCUGGCCGCCACGAGUUCCUAUCGCACUUGUUCCCCAAUGGACUUCCGUCAGAUGAGGAGAAGCCAUGGAGCCUUCGCGACGCCCAGGGAGCAGUAGAGGGCGCAGAAUAUACACCGGCGGCGAGGGGAAAGCCAUGUGGACAUAUAUUCAAGAAUGGCGAGGCUACAUACCGAUGUAAAACUUGCAGCGCAGACGACACUUGCGUACUUUGCGCCCGUUGCUUUGAUGCAUCCGACCAUGAGGGACAUCAAGUCUUUGUCAGUGUAUCGCCAGGCAACUCUGGCUGUUGCGACUGCGGAGACGACGAGGCCUGGAUACGGCAUGUACAUUGCAACAUACACUCGAUAGACCCUGAGCGCGAGUCCAAGGCCGCGGGCAAAGCAAGGGAAGGCCCCAUACUGCCAGACGAACUCAUAGACACCAUUCGUAGCACCAUCGCACGAGUACUCGACUAUCUCAUCGACGUCUUUUCCUGCUCCCCGGAGCAAUUGCGCCUGCCCAAGACCGAAGAGUCCAUCCGCCAAGACGAGCGCAACUCGCGCCUUACCUCGCGAUGGUACGAGGGGGGAGAUGACACAGAGGAGUGCGAAGAGUUCUGCCUCGUGUUGUGGAACGAUGAGAAGCAUACGGUCAACGACGUCAGAGAUCAGGUUGCUCGCGCAUGCAAACAGAAACUGGCAUUUGGUCUAGCAAAAGCCUACGAGAUCAACGACGUGGGGCGCAGUGCGAUUGUUUAUAGGACGGACCUUAACGAACUCCUUCGCAUGGCCAAAAUCAUUGAGGAGAUUAAGCUUACCGUUACCAUUCGAUCGGCGAGAGAUACUUUUCGAGAGCAGAUGGGUGGUGUCCUCAUAGAGUGGAUACAGGAUAUUGCAGGCUGUAGCGUCGGCGAUGAUAACCAGAUACUUCGCCGCACCGUUUGCGAGGAACUCCUCAAGCCCUGGCGCGUUGGCAGCGAAGCGUCAAAUCAAAGCAUUGGCAAGAACGGUCUCGACGACCACGAGAUGGAAGACAAGGAAGCUGAGAUGGAUGGCUUUUUCAACGGCAUGCUGUUGCAGCGACGAGCUCGUAUUAUUCGGGUCCAGCGACAGCGAACCGCCGAUACCAACGAUGACACAACUGCUUCAGACGAUGACGAUGACGACGAGGGCGGGCCUGCAGCAGACACCCAAGAUGAUAUGGACAUUGACGAGGUCGGUGCUCAGGACAAUGAUGGUGAUGUAGAGAUGGGGGCGUAUGAAAGCGCGGAUGAGGCUCUUGAAGUGUCUGAAGCGACAAUGGCAGGUUAUCCUGCUCCCCCACCACCGCCGCCAGUGCCUGCACAUCCGCAGCGAGGUCAGCUUGAACAGAGCGUCACACCGGCGGAAUCAGAUAGUGAGCCCAUGGUUGGCGCACCGUCUCUUAGCCAUGUGGAGCCGAUGCUGCCGGUCCCAGAGACACCCCACACUCGAUCGUUACCAUUGCGGCCAGCAAGGCCAGCCAAAUACUGGUUAGAGAAGCCUGAAAGCUACGGUAAGAAGCCUGGAACGCCACCUCAUGAAGAUCUCUGGCAACGGCUGAGACUCGAUCAUUUGAUAUUAUAUGAUUUGCGCAUGUGGAAGCAGCUGCGUAUCGGCAUACGCGAUGUCUUCAUCAGCACCGUGGUCACCAUCCCUGAGUUCAAGCGCCUCUUAGGUCUACGCUUCGCUGGCGUCUACACGGCUCUAGCCCAACUCUACCUCAUUGCCGAUCGUGAGCCUGAUCACUCCAUCAUCAACCUUUCUCUGCAAAUGUUGACAACCCCGUCAAUAACCUCCGAGGUUGUUGAGCGUGGCAAUUUCCUUACCAAUCUCAUGGCUAUUCUCUACACCUUCUUGACUACCCGGCAAGUGGGCUAUCCUUCAAAUGUCGACCCCAGAGCAACACUAGCUUUCGAGCAAGGAGCUGUGACUAAUCGUCGAAUGUAUCACUUCUUCCUCGAUAUGAAGUACUUACUGGGCUCUGAGUUCGUUCAAGAAAGAAUUCGCGAAGAGCCACGGUAUCUCUUACAGUUCUUAGACCUUGUAAAGCUUCACCAAGGUAUCUGUCCAAAUGUUCGUCAAGUUGGCGAGCAUCUCGAAUUUGAGUCCGAAGCAUGGAUUAGUGCUUCUCUGAUUACCCGGGAGAUCAACAAGCUGUGUAGGCACUUUGCAGAAUCCUUUGCCUGGAGCCGCGACGAAGACCCAACCAACAUCCAGCGCGCUAUACGUGCAGCCGCUAGAGUAGCCAUCAUAAAUUCUCUAGGCGCUGAACGCAAACGCUUUGAUCAGACUGAGCUCAAAGAAGAAACGAAGUUCAAGACGUCGCCCGUUUUUGAAUUUGACGCCGAAACUUCUACCUUCUUUGGUCCAUCUUACAAGAUUGUCGAUUAUGUCGUCGCGACACAGCCGAUGAGCUUUCACCAUGCCCUCCAUUACACUCUAUCUUGGCUCAUUGAUCGAGCGCGAAGCAUGGAUCGAGAGGAGAUCAGGAGAUUACUUUUGUUCUCUCCUAGCGAAUUACAAAUGGACCUUCCUCUAUCUAUCCCUGUACACCAACCCGAAGAUUAUCUACUGGCGUUGUUCGACUUUCCGCUCCGAGUCUGCUCAUGGUUGGCUCAGAUGCGUGCAGGCAUUUGGGUGCGGAACGGCAUUACGUUACGACAUCAGAUGACGCAGUACCGAAGUGUAUCACAGAGAGACGUCUCACAUCAGCGAGACAUCUUCCUCCUACAGUCCGCUCUCGUACUGUGCAAUCCGUCAAUCUUCCUAGCAUCGAUGAUUGACCGAUUCGGGCUGAAUGGCUGGAUGACUGGCAAAUACGAAGCUAGCCAACACGGGUUCGAAGACAGCCAAGCUAUUGACGUGGUCGAAGACUUUGUGCACUUACUCAUCAUCAUCCUCAGCGAGCGCACAUCAUUGAUACCUGCAGAGGAUAACGAUGAGUCUCAACUAGCAUCGAUGCGCAAAGAUAUCGCUCAUGUGCUGUGUUUCAAGCCUCUCUCCUUCUCCGAUAUGACAGCACGUCUAUCAGACCGAAUUCAGAACAUGGACGAGUUUCCUGCGGUCUUAUCUGAGAUGACCAAGUUUCGAGCUCCGGAGGGCUUGUCUGAUAGCGGAACAUUUGAAUUGAAGGAACAGUACAUCGAUUUGGUAGACCCUUACCUUCAUCAAUACAACCGCAAUCAAAGGGAGGAAGCAGAGAACAUAUACAAGACCUACAUGGCCAAGAAAACCGGAAAGCAAGCUAGCGACAUCGUCUAUGAACCGAAGCUCCGCCCAAUUCCUUCAGGCCUAUUCCAAGAUUUGUCAGCAUUUACCAGGACACCGUUGUUUACUCAGGUCAUAUACUAUUUGCUGGGAUACGGUCUUAGAGCAACAACAGCCACGCCAAGCAUCCCAGCCACUCGUGUCGAAACAUACAUACAAUUUGUAUUACAACUUCUUCUCGUGGCUAUCCUUGAGGACAAAACAGGGGAGCACGGAUGGUCUGAAAAGACGCCCGAGUCUUUUGUCACUUCAGUCUUGACCAAAAACGCGAAUAUAGGCAUAUCGGACCAUCCCACUGUUCUGUCAAUCCUGAAGACUUUGCAGGAUAACGAAGCUUUCAAGUCGUCUGAACCGAAGAUAAGCCUGAUCCUUCAUAGGCUCAAGCAACGCCAACAGGAUUCGUUCAUCAUCGCAGCAGCAGCAAUCAACAUGCCGGCUGAUAGGAUGGAUACUGCUUCACCUGCACCUCAAGACAAAGAGCACAAAGAGCUCAAGAAGAAACAAGCACUUGACCGACAGGCCAAGGUUAUGGCAGCUUUCAAAGAGCAGCAGGGAAAGUUCAUGGCUAAUCAGGAGUUUGACUGGGGCGAAGACGACUUCAGUGAUUUGGAAGACGAGACGGGCGGACUUGUUGAACAGGAGAAGACCCUCAAAUAUCCCUCCGGCACAUGUAUCUUGUGUCAGGAAGACUGCAACGAACAAAGGCUGUACGGUUCCUUCGGAUACAUUUCCGAAAGCAGGAUUAUGCGCCAAACUCCUCUGCACGAUGAUGAAUGGAUAGAUGAAGUCGUGCAGACACCGAGUAGUCUUGAUCGAUCAGCUGAAGAUCUGCGACCGUUUGGUGUGGCUGGUAAGAACCGGCGCACUGUGGAAAAGGUCACCGCCUCAGGUGAGCGCGUCACCAGUGAACGUCAAGAGUUAGGGAAAGGAUUUCCUCCUCUUUCCGUGACGCCUGGUCCUGUCACUACUGGGUGUGGCCACAUCAUGCAUUUUGCGUGCUUUGAAGUGUACCUGAAUGCUACUCAGAGACGCCAUGUCAGCCAGAUUGCGCGAAAUCAUCCUGAACGGCCUGAGUUGAAGGAGUUCAUGUGUCCACUCUGCAAAGCUCUUGGGAACAUCUUCUUACCGAUUAUUUGGAAAGCAAAGAAGGUCUCUAGCACGGGUGUUCUUGAGACGGAGCAACCAUUCGAGGAGUGGUUGGAAUUGCAAUUAGUUGCGACCCACAAGAGUCUUGAGAGAGGUCUGAAGGUCCCUGCAGACCUAUCUCACGAUCAAAAGAUGCUCUAUGAAUACGCAGAACGAGACUUUAUUCAGCCCAUAUCAAGUCGCUUGCCCGAUUUGCUCAAACCGUCGCUACCUUCAACUGGCCUUGCUCUCUCUCAACCGGGACAACUCGCGCCUCGUUUCCAGGUCCCGGCUUUCCUAGGUGUGCAGCCUCCGGAGGCCGCCGAAGCUGGAUUAGGUUCCUCUCAGAAUAGCCCGGCUUUGACGCAGGAUGCCCCAAUGGGAGAACUGAUUAAAAUAUACCAUAGGUUGAGAGAGACCUUGAAGGUCAACAACGUUCACUCCUCGUUCGCAUAUCCGCAUACACCUGCCAUGACAAACGACUUCACUCACACGGAUGCGCUUGCUCAGGCUCUUGGUUAUUCUAUCGCUGCCGCCGAGAUUGCGCAGCGAGGCGUGCAAUCUGAGUCGGUGCGUGGCACUCUGAUCGAUAAGAUCUCUCCACAAGCCAUCACCCAUCUCCGGGUAUUCUCUGAGACGGUCUCCUCGUACAUUGCUCUCGGAAGCUUGCGAGGUCAGGGCCCGACUAAGACCCUGGAUGAGUUCUCGGAGACCCAGCGCCGUCAGUUCCGCCAGCUGUUAGUUGGGCACCCAGGCAUAUCGGACCCAGAAGUGCUGAGCUUCGAUCUGAAAGGCAUUGCACCGUUACUGUGCCAAGACCCGUUCAUUUUCCUCUCAGAAUGCGCAGUCGGAGUUGUGCCAGCCACGAAUCUCGACAUUCACCACAUAAUGCGACUCUGCUAUCUUGCUGUGAUUGUCCGGGUAGUCUUCGUUUUCGCACUAAGUGUGAAAAACCAGUCAGCGGAAGAUAUGGCAGUGCAUCCAGAACUCCUCUUCCCGCAUCCAGAGCAGUUCAUCAACGCAGACAAAGUCGGUAACGAUUUUGGUUCUGAAGAACAGAUGAGGAACCUACUCUGCUUCGCCUGCGUUGUUUCCAACGUCACUAACCAGGGCGACUCACCCGCCUCGUUUGACAUCGACAACCUGCCCGUCCCAGACCGCUUCAAAGAUCGUAAUUUCCUCUACUUCCUACACACCAUGGUCUCGACGUACGCUCUACCAUUCGUCCGUAAAGCCGCUAUCCUGAUGCACGUGCGCUAUGGUGUUGACCUCCCACAUGUCACUGCCGAGCGCGCUGAUGAACCUGAACUUGCACGCCUUUCCUCAAUCCUCAGGCUACCAUCACUUGACAAGAUAUUUGCUUCUUUUGCCGCUCAUACAUCGGCAGGCAAUACAACGCGCUCCAUCGUUGGAGGCUGGCUUCGCCAUCUCCUCUGGGCACAAGCAGGCAACAAUCCGCUCAAACCAAUCAUCUCACUCUCGCACCCAGCAAUUUUCGAACUCGUCGGCCUACCAAAGAACUAUGAUACGCUAACCGAUGAAGCAAUACGACGUCGCUGCCCCACAACGGGCAAAGAAUUGACAGAUCCGGCACUUUGUCUCUUCUGCGGUGAGAUUAUGUGUAGUCAAGCCGUAUGCUGCAUGACGAAUAAGAAUCGUGGAGGAUGUAAUCAGCAUCUAGCCAAAUGCGGUGGCCAAAUUGGUCUCUUCAUACAUAUCCGCAAAUGCAUGAUCCUCUUCCUCAAUCUCGAUCACGGUACCUGGCAUGUGGCCCCUUACCUUGAUAAGCACGGUGAGGUUGAUCCUGCGUUACGCCGCCAUCACCAGCUUUUCUUGAAUCAGAAGCGGUAUGAUGCGCUGCUGAGGAAAGUAUGGCUUGAGGGCGGUGUGCAGAGCCUUAUUGCUAGGCGGUUGGAGGGAGAUAUCAAUAAUGGGGGGUGGGAGAGCUUGUAA